Molecule: messenger RNA, 1394 nt
Organism: Lampris incognitus (smalleye Pacific opah)
Lineage: Eukaryota; Metazoa; Chordata; Actinopteri; Lampriformes; Lampridae
Exons: 5
Coding region: 24-1394 (456 amino acids)
Source: RefSeq, a predicted model, not a curated record
CUCGGUGAGCAGCCUUGCCAGCUAUGGACAUACGGAAGAGUGUCAUGAGGAGUCCGCCUCAGCCCCCGUCCCCAGAACCUGGUUCGGCAGCAUCAGCCAGUGAGCCGCGGCCAGAGGGUUUUUCAGACUUCUGGCAGCUCUUAGUUUCUAAGGAGGAGGUUCACUCUGUGAAGCAGGAGUGGCGCCCCAUUUUUGGCCAGGAGGAGCCAGAUCUCCCACACAUUAAAGUGGAACAGGAGGAACUCUCGAUCAGCCAAGAGGGAGAGCAGCUUCAAAAACAGGAGGAGGCUGAUAUCAAGUUUCCGAUUACUCCUAUCCCUGUAAAGAGUGAAAGUGAUGAAGAGAAACCUCACUCCUCACAGCUUCAUCAAAGCCAAACUGAUCAGGAAAAACAGGUGGAGCCUUCAGACAGCAUAUCAACUAAACAGAUGAAAACAGAACCUGAUGGAGAGGACUUUGGACUGUCAGAACCAACCAGUAACCUAGAUCAGGAUGGUGAUUUAGAACCAGCAAGUGAUGACUUCCAGCAGCUCUUAGUUUCUAGAGAGGUGGUUCACUCUGUGAAGCAGGAGUGGAGCCCCAGUCUGGGCCAGGAGGAUCCAGAACUACCACACAUUAAAGUGGAACAGGAGAAGCUCUUGAUCAGCCACAAGGGAGAGCAGCUUCAAAAACAGGAGGAGGCUGAUAUCAAGUUUCCAAUUACUCCUGUCCCUGUAAAGAAUGAAACUGAUAAAGAGAAACCUCACUCCUCACAGCUUCAUCAAAGCCAAACUGAGCAGGACAAACAGGUAGAGCCUUCAGACAGCACGUCAACUGAACAGAUGAAAACAGAACCUGAUGGAAAGGACUUUGGACUGUCAAGACCAGCCAGUACCCUAGAUCAGGAUGGUGAUUUAGAUUCAACUAGUGAUGACUUCCAGCAGCUCUUAGUUUCUAAAGAGGUGGUUCACUCUGUGAAGCAGGAGUGGAGCCCCAGUCUGAGCCAGGAGGAGCCAGAUCUCCCACAUAUUAAAGUGGAACAGGAGAAACUCUUGAUCAGCCAAGAGGGAGAGCAGCUUCAAAAACAGGAGGAGACUGAUAUCAGGUUUCCAUUCCCUCCUGUCCCUGUAAAGAGUGGAAGUGAUGAAGAGAAACCUCACUCCUCACAGCUUCAUCAAAGCCAAACUGAGGAGGACAAACAGGUAGAGCCUUCAGACAGCAAUUCAACUCAAGAGAUGAAAACAGAACCUGAUGGAGAGGACUUUGGACUGAAGCUGAAGGGAACCAGUGUCUACGUGAAUGAGCGAUUGACCAAGAAAAAUGCGAACAUUGCCAGUAAGGCGCGCGUGCUAAGGAAGCGGAAAAUAAAUUCAAUCGACGUGGACGACCAACUGCAAAGUUUUCAGCAAGCUUAA